AUGGUGAAGGAGUCAAAACUUGGCAUGGGUGUGGGUACACCUCAAAGACUGAUUGAUCUGUUCGACGAUGGUAAGUUCGACCAUUUUGCAAAGCCCGAAGCGAAUGCUAACACUUCCAAGNGUGCUCUAUCGGCAGGUAGACUGGAGAGAAUCAUCAUUGAUGCUUCGCAUAUUGAUUCCAAGAAGCGCGGCAUCCUGGACAUGAAGGACACGGAAAGCCCCUUGAUUAAGCUGCUGACAAGAUCCAGCUUCAAGGAGAAGUAUAACGAGGACAAAAUGAAGAAGAUUGAGUUGAUCUUCUACUAA
Molecule: messenger RNA, 306 nt
Organism: Aureobasidium vineae
Lineage: Eukaryota; Fungi; Ascomycota; Dothideomycetes; Dothideales; Saccotheciaceae
Source: the annotation of a GenBank genome assembly